Chara braunii is the source of this 1679-nucleotide messenger RNA. Lineage: Eukaryota; Viridiplantae; Streptophyta; Charophyceae; Charales; Characeae. The record is from the annotation of a GenBank genome assembly.
CGUCUUUCGGAGGCUGCCGCUGCUGGUGCUGGUCGUCCUCCUGCUCCUCCUCUUAGUUGUCUUCCACGUGUGCAUCCUCGACAUCGUUCCACGACAUGGCCACAUAAGACGGUCUUCGAAGAAGGGCGUCGGUAUGGAGGGGCGCCAGGGGAUGUGUAGGUUUGCAGGGAAUCAAGGUGGUGGCCAAUGGGUUGGGCAGAGCCCGUCGAGAAGUUCAAGGUCGUCGGAGCGGUCUGGGUACGUGCACCUGCCACCGCACUUGCAACCUCUGUCGGACACGUCCGACGAGGAGGCGGAGGACAGACGGUCACAGACCGUGUCGCUGGGAAGCAGGUCCACCGAGGAGUGGGCGGCUAAAGAGCUCUGUGGAAGCCGCGACAACGGUAACUUGAAUGGGCAGUCGUACACCGAACUCCUCCGGCAGGGGCUGAGUGGCGACGAAGGCGAUGGCGGCUUGAAUCUGUCGUUCGGGCUGUGUAGCGGGAGGUCGUCGGCCGCCUCCCGAACAGUCAUCGUCAACAACCAUCCCGACGACGACGGUGGGCAAGUGACGGCUGUUGCGCGAUCAUUGAGGUCUCCAACGCCGGUCCGGGAUGCGUCCGAGAACAAUGGGGAUCCUCCAAAGCAGCAAUACCGGUCGCCAUCUGUGUCGAGGGGUGCCUCGGCUCGCCCCCUAUGGAUGCAGUCUCUGUCUCCCAUGUCCGCCAAUUCGACUGCCGCCAGCCGCCGAGGCGAAUGCGGGGAGACGGAUUGUGGCAUCGCCGAUUUUGGUGAUGCACGCGAUGGGAGGGAGGUGUGGGAAGAACAUCGACGAACACUUCAUCCACGGCGGGAGGAAUCCGUAACUCAGGGGGUGCAGCGAUUGUGUGUGAGGGAGGAGGAAAACCGGCACGACGACGACGAGGACGGAUCGAUGAGAUGUUCUUCUCAAACGAAGGGAAGCCCUGCCGGUUUCGGCAAGAGGAAGAGCACGAAGCAGCAAACGUUCAAAGCGCUGACGGAAUGCAUGGAGAAGCACGGGGCUCUAGUGGCGUCGACGAUGGAGAGCAACAACAAGCGGCAAUGUUCUAUCCAAAUCAGGCAGUGCGAGGCGUUUGAAGCCGAGGUCGAAGUGCAGAAAAAGCACUACGCAGCGUAUGACGACAGCAAACUGAUGUGUCAUGCUCUGCUGGAGAUAGCGAAGGUCAUCCGCGAGCGUUAGAGUUCGUGCCGCCUCUCUUGUGCGCAUUGUGGCUUCCAUCAUCCAGACGACGCGAAAGUGAGAGCCUUUCCGACAUCGAUGUAGCCGUCGCUGCCCGUCACGGACAUGACGGUUCCCGAUUGGCUGUGCUGGCCAGGGAAGUGCAUGGUGGUCCGAUUGGGUGGAUGACUUCUCCUGUCACAUUGACAUCUGUUUCUUUUUUUGUUUUAUUUUUGGGGUUUCUCGUAGGCUACUGCCGUUUGUCGGGACGGAUAAUUCCGUCAUUUCUGAAUUUAUACUGGCACUGAUGAAGUGCAGUAUGCACUUCUCUUUUUUAAAUGACGACUUCGAUUUGCUCUUUCUCUCUCCCUUUCUAUCUAUCUACUUGACAGUGUCUCUCUCCAUCUAUCUCUCUGUUUUGGUCUCUCUCUCUCUCUCUCUCUCUCUCCACCAAUAUAUGUUUUGUUGUCCUCUCCCCGAAUGAAAUGUAAAGGUGUAA